CCCGCUGGGCUGGACUCAACACAGCCGUCGCUAACCCCGCGGAACCAGGUGAGCGCAGCCUCCGAGGGGCGCAGGGCGCCGGAGCCAUGACCCUCCGCCGACUCAGGAAGCUGCAGCAGAAGGAGGAGGCCACGGCCGCGUCGGACCCGGCUGCCCGGGCUCCCGACUCGGAAGCGGCUCGUGCAUCUCCGGCCCCGACUCCCUCGGGCCCCCCAGCUGCCGCCGCUCCGUCCGGAGCCCCGGGGGACGAGUUGUACGCGGCGCUGGAGGACUACCACCCUGCGGAGCUGUACCGCGCGCUCGCCGUGUCCGGGGGCACCCUGCCCCGCCGAAAGGGCUCAGGAUUCCGUUGGAAGAAUCUCGGUCAGAGUCCCGAGCAACAUCGAAAGGUGCUGACUCUGGAGAAGACAGACAACCAGACCUUCGGCUUCGAGAUCCAGACGUAUGGCCUUCACCACCGAGAGGAGCAGCGCGUAGAGAUGGUGACCUUUGUCUGCCGAGUUCAUGAGUCCAGCCCUGCCCAACUAGCUGGGCUCACACCAGGGGACACUAUCGCCAGUGUCAAUGGGCUCAAUGUGGAAGGCAUCCGGCACCGGGAAAUUGUUGACAUCAUCAAGGCAUCUGGCAACGUUCUCAGACUGGAAACUCUGUAUGGGACAUCCAUUCGCAAAGCAGAACUGGAGGCGCGCCUGCAGUACCUUAAGCAAACCCUGUAUGAGAAGUGGGGGGAAUACAGAUCACUAAUGGUUCAGGAGCAGCGGCUAGUUCAUGGCCUGGUGGUGAAGGACCCAAGCAUCUAUGACACACUGGAGUCCGUGCGCUCCUGCCUCUACGGCGCUGGCCUGCUCCCUGGCUCACUGCCCUUUGGGCCUCUGCUUGCUGCGCCUGGGGCUUCCCGCGGGAGCGUGCGGCGGGCCAAGGGGGACACUGACGACGCCGUGUACCACACGUGCUUCUUCGGCGGCGCUGAGUCGCAGGCGCUGCUACCCCCGCCGCCCCCGGCGCGCACACCAGGCCCGGGCUCCGCCGAGGCCGCGGCGUCAGUGCUGUGUCCCGCACCCCGCGCCACGCUCAGCCGCAGCGCCAGUGUGCGGUGCGCGGGCCCGGGCGGGGGUGGCGGCGGGGGCGCGCCGGGCGCGCUCUGGACUGAGGCCCGCGAGCAGGCCCUGUGCGGCGCCGGCCUACGCAAGACCAAGUACCGCAGUUUCCGCCGGCGGCUGCUCAAGUUCAUUCCCGGACUCAACCGCUCCCUGGAGGAAGAGGAGAGCCAGCUGUAGGGGCGCGGGUGGGCACGCGGGAGGUAUUUAUUUAUUUAUUCAUCAUAACAGCCAGUGCAAAAAGUGCCGGUCCAAGGACCCCGGGAGCCCAAAGCUGCGGGAGAGGGUCCUUGCUAGCUAGCUCUGGCUGGUCUGGUUCAUGGCUUGUCUCUGAUGAGAAAAAAAGAGAGCCUGGUUGCUUUCUUUCGUCCCCUACACCACAGCAGGGUCUCUGCAGGGGGAGAAGAGACAGUGGGAGUUGGGAGAGUUCUGGGGAACCAAAGAGGGCUCUGCCAGCCUACAGUCUGGGUCAGUUGUGCCUUGUGGGGGCCCUGUCCCAAGAAGCCCUCUCCUUAGCUUUACUUUUCCCCCAACCCUUUUCCUGAGGAGAGAGGUCCAUGAUGGGUCAUUCUCCACCCUAUACAUACAGAUGGACAGACACAGACACACACACACACACACACACACACACACACACACGCACACACACACACCAAUGAACCAGUGGUUCCCAAGGGGGCAAGGUGCUGGUUCCCUCCCUCCAGCCUUGACCCCCUAAGGGCUUAAACCCCUCUCCAGGGACCUGUAACUAAGUGGGUCCUGCCAGGCAGGGGUCCUGGGUUCAGUGCCCCUUGCGGAACAAGAAUGAGAGUUGAGAGUUCCUUCAGGUGAGGUGGGGCAGCCUGGACUGUACCACCUUUUUUUUUUUUUUUUUUUUUUGCCUAUGUUGCUUCUGAACCACAAACUAUAAAAUUGAUGUUUUUUUUUUUUGCA
Molecule: messenger RNA, 2030 nt
Organism: Phodopus roborovskii (desert hamster)
Lineage: Eukaryota; Metazoa; Chordata; Mammalia; Rodentia; Cricetidae
Gene: Tamalin
Product: trafficking regulator and scaffold protein tamalin
Exons: 8
Coding region: 87-1277 (396 amino acids)
Biological process (GO): signal transduction
Cellular component (GO): plasma membrane
Molecular function (GO): protein binding
Source: RefSeq, a predicted model, not a curated record